Messenger RNA from Elaeis guineensis (African oil palm), 373 nucleotides. NCBI's taxonomy places the organism in Eukaryota, Viridiplantae, Streptophyta, Magnoliopsida, Arecales, Arecaceae. The record is from RefSeq and is a predicted model, not a curated record.
CCUAUAUUUGUUCCUGCAGGUAUGCACUGGAGUUGCAUAUGGUUCACGUCAGUUCAGAUGGAAGCAUUGCUGUCAUCGGCAUCAUGUACCAAUUUGGCAGCCCCGAUCCCUUCCUUUCAGAGCUGAAGAAGUACUUGGAGUAUCUGAUAAUGAUGCAAAAAGAUGAGGUUGUUGUGGGGUAUUUAUCUCCACCACCAAUAACGAAAGGAGCUCCUUAUUACAGAUAUUCUGGCUCUCUAACCACUCCACCCUGCACUGAGAAUGUUACUUGGAUCCUAUUACAUGAGGUGAGGACCGCAUCAGAAGAACAAUUACGCUUGCUAAGGACUGCUGUGCACGAUAAGGACAAUGCAAGACCAAUUCAACCAAUCAA